Aspergillus saccharolyticus JOP 1030-1 is the source of this 3034-nucleotide messenger RNA. RefSeq names its product DUF1212-domain-containing protein. Gene Ontology annotation, biological process: transmembrane transport. Lineage: Eukaryota; Fungi; Ascomycota; Eurotiomycetes; Eurotiales; Aspergillaceae. Gene Ontology annotation, molecular function: transmembrane transporter activity. The record is from RefSeq and is a predicted model, not a curated record. Bases 462 to 3029 code for a protein of 855 amino acids. The transcript has a single exon.
AAUAUUCCGCUCACUAUCUCGCUAUCACCUCACGAUUGUUUUCUCACUAACUGUUGAUCAGCCUUUAAAAAGCUUCAAACGAACAACAACCCUCGCUUGCUGUCUAGACUCUACUGUGUAGACAAUCCAGACUUAUUUUUGGUUCCGCCGCCCACGCCGUUGGUUUCUACGGGUUCUUCGCGCACUCCACCCGCUGGUCCGCCGGUUCCACGCUCAAAAAGCUUUUUUGCCUUUUUCCCUUUUUUUCCGGCAAACCCCCCUGACCUUCUCCAGUUUUCUUCUCUUCUUGACGUUUUGUCGUUCCGUUUGUGCCUGGUGGCUGUUGUGUCUCGCAGAUCUGCACCUUUCUCUCCCUCUCCCUGUUUAGAUUAUAGAUCCUUAUCCCGUACAUACUUUUAUCUCCUACUGCAUAUACCCCUAGAGAUCCCCGGUCCUCGCAGCAGGCUGCCUGGACGAUACAAAUGUCGGAACCACAUCGGGAAGGUGCCUCCUAUGAGCUGCUUGACCGCGAGAACAGCUUCGAGGGUCACGAUGCGGUAGCACAUCAUCCCAGUCCGGAGACCAGUCCCUCGUCUCCUACUUUCCCUGAAGAGGCGACCGCUGCGCCUCCUCUCCGCGAUCCCCAGCACGAGACACCAGCCACGAGGCCGACUCGAGUUCGAUUCCGCUCAGUGAGCAACCAUGGUGAGAGCACACCGCAACGGCCGCCUAUGCCCCGCGCAGACUCCGACUAUUCCGUACGCUCCCUUCAGUCUGUCCAUUCGAUGAUGCCACCCACCUCAGAAUCGGCCGAUCUCACGGAGUAUUUCCCUGGUCAAGGCGAGCCCGAACCUGAAGCAGGUGUCCAGCAACCAGCGCACCGACGCGAGUCCCCACCUACCGACGGCGAUACUCCGAAGUCCUCCAUCGAGAAAGAAGAGCAGCCUACGCAUCCGAUGACCGCUCGAGACCGUUGGAAGCACGCCAGCAAGCUGCUUCGUCAGAAAACCGUCAAUCUGGGCGAACGUCUGGGUAGGCCUUCUGAUGACGACGGCGGCGACCUCGGCGCAGCCAUGCUCCCGGAUGAUCUAGAAAGAGGAUUCGGACCACAGCCGCCUCGUCGGGGAGCAGAAGAAAAGGAUCCCUUCGAACUUCAUAACCGCAACGGAGAUGAGACCCCGCCGCCUCCCAGCGCCGAAGCCCAUAGACUGGUUCGCAGCAUGACUCAGAACCACCUGCGCAACCGCAAGCCCAAGUCUGCCUACGCACGCUCCGGAACCAGCACUCCCGACGAAUCGAGUCGGCCGGACUCCUGGUACGGAGGUGCCACCCCGCCGCGCCCCGGUGCUGGCGGUGGUGGUAUUCUCGCACAGUUGCUGAAGCUCCAUGCCGCGCAGGCGAAAGAUAACAUGUCUGUCACCGAUUCGUCUGACAACGAGUCAGUGGCCUCUUCAGGGACCGCCACCCCGCGCCGGGAUUUUUCCUCGGGGACGGCAACCCCCAAGAAGGAAAAACUGAAAUGGUACAAGAAGUCAAACCACCACUCCACCGCCUCCCUGGUCUCCGCAUCGAUGAACCUCAGUCGGGCCAGUUUACCGGCUUCUGCUGAUACCCUGGUGAUGCUGCCGCAUCCGCCGAAGAAGGGAAAGAAGAAGUCGCGCAAAACUCGGUUGGAGGACGAAAUCCGCGUCACUGUGCAUAUCGCCGAGAUCCUGGCGCGGCAGCGUUACAUCAUGCAGCUGUGCCGGGCACUAAUGCGGUACGGUGCCCCCACUCACCGUCUUGAGGAGUAUAUGCAAAUGACGGCCCGGGUCCUGGAAGUCGAGGGCCAGUUCUUGUAUCUGCCGGGAUGUAUGAUCAUGUCCUUUGACGAUCCGACCACCCGUACAGCGGAGGUCAAGCUGGUCCGAGUCGUGCAGGGGGUGGACUUGGGCCGAUUGGCGGAAACGCACAACGUGUACAAGAACGUCGUCCAUGAUCUCAUCGGUGUGGAAGAGGCCAUUCAAGAACUGGAUUUUAUCAUGAAGCGACCUCCCCGGUUCAACAAGUGGGUCCUCGUGUUGGCCUAUGGGCUGGCCAGUUGUGCGGUCGGUCCGUUCGCCUUCGAAGCCCGCCCGAUCGACAUGCCUAUUAUCUUCUUUCUCGGGAGUUUGGUCGGAUUUAUGCAGCACGUCCUGGCGCCCCGCUCGGUUCUGUACUCCAACGUGUUCGAAGUGACCGCCGCUAUUCUGACCUCCUUCCUCGCCCGCGCCUUUGGCUCCAUCCACCGCGGCAAGAGUGCCGACGGCGAUUACAACUACAUUUUCUGCUUCUCCGCGCUGGCGCAGUCGUCCAUCGCCCUCAUUCUGCCCGGUUUCAUGGUCCUCUGCAGUAGUUUGGAACUGCAGUCCCACCAGAUGAUUGCCGGCUCCAUCCGCAUGGUCUACUCGAUUAUCUACUCGUUAUUUCUCGGCUACGGUAUCACAGUUGGAACGACCAUUUAUGGCUUGAUUGACGGCGCCGCCAGCUCACAGACCACGUGCCCGAACCAAGAUGUGUACGGCAGCAAAUACACGCAGCACUUCGUCUUCGUUCCUAUUUAUGUCAUCUUCCUCGCCAUCAUCAACCAGGGUAAAUGGAAGCAGGUGCCGAUGAUGAUCAUCAUCGCCACUUGCGGCUACGUGACGAACUACUUCAGCACGCUCAAGCUCGGCUCCAGCUCCGAGGUCGCCAACACUGUCGGCGCGUUCACGAUCGGUCUGCUGGGCAAUCUGUAUAGUCGCCUGUGGCACGGUCAUGCCGCCACCGCGAUUCUUCCUGGUAUUUUCGUCCUCGUGCCUUCGGGCCUUGCCUCCUCGGGCUCCCUGCUGUCCGGAAUCGAGUAUGCCGACGAGGUGCGCAACAACCUCAAGAACGGGACCAGUGCCAGCAGCACGACCUCGGACUCAAGUAUCUCCAGUCUUGGUUUCGGUAUGAUCCAGGUGGCCAUCGGCAUUACCGUGGGAUUGUUCGUCUCGGCCCUGAUCGUCUACCCAUUCGGCAAGCGGCGCAGUGGGUUGUUCACUUUCUGAUCGCC